CAACACUAGCAGCUGAGCUGAGAUCGUCCUUCUGUAGACUCUAUAAUAUGGAAGGAGAAGCUGAGGUCCCGGGGCGGUUUAUGUCAUCCACUAGACCUCGCCCCCCACCAGGAGAGGCCUGUAAUAUGCCCCCUUCCUUUCCAGGAGUCUAGACUCUCCUGGUGCCACGGGAGGGAGAAUAAUGGGGAGCUUACAUGCAGGCCUCCGAUCCUGUGAGAGUUCUUUUUAGUGAUCACCUCUGCACAAGUCAGCGGUAUAAAAUCCUGGCCAAGAAGGGGUAGGUUGGUAUAGGGGUGGAGCUAAGUUUCAAAGCCUCAGACCCUAGAUUGAGGACUUGACACAGGCGGUUUGUAAGUCCCAUGGGAACAAGAACAAGUGGCAUAAAUGAGUCAGUAUAGGAGUGGUGGCAGCCUUCAGGAGGAAGCCUCCUUAGAGCAACGCCCAAGGUCCUCAGCCCCUUUCUACAACAGAAGUCCCUCUGGGUUUGAGUUACAGCAAAGCGGAGACAGCCACAGCUUUCAGCCAUAUCAGGGCCUGGCUCCUGAGGAUCCAGCAUCCUAAAGGUGUCUGUCUACCAAGAAGGGAGCUUUGGGCCGUCAUCCAGGAUGAGGUGUUGAUGAUCCAGGAGGCCAAGAGGGAAUGCCGGGGGACAUGGUACCUCCCUGCAGGAAGAAUGGAACCAGGAGAAACCAUCGUGGAGGCCAUGCAGCGGGAGGUGAAAGAGGAGGCGGGGCUGCUCUGUGAGCCAGUGACACUGCUGUCUGUGGAGGAGAGGGGUGCCUCCUGGAUCCGCUUUGUGUUCCUCGCUCGACCAACAGGCGGAGUUCUCAAGACUUCCAAAGAUGCUGAUUCUGAGUCCCUUCAGGCCGGCUGGUACCCACGGGUCUCCCUGCCCACACCGCUUAGAGCCCAUGAUGUUCUGCACCUGGUAGAGCUAGGCGCCAAAUUCUGCCAACAAGCCAUGCACCCGCUCAUUCUGCCUCAAGAGCUUCCCUGCAGUGUGGUCUGCCAACGGCUGGUGACCACCUUCACAACAGUCCAGUCGGUGUGGGUGUUGGUGGGCACGGUGGGGACACCUCACUUGCCCAUCACUGCCUGUGGCUUUACCCCUAUGGAACAAAGGGGUGGCAUCAAGGUGGCCAUCUUGCGGCUCCUACAGGAGUGUCUGACUCUGCACAGUUUGGCAGUGGAGACCAAGGGGUUGCUUGGGUUGCAACACUUAGGCAGAGACCAUGUGGACGGUGUCUGCCUGAAUGUGCUGGUAACAGUGGCUUUUCGGAACCCAGGAAUCCAAGACGAGCCCCCAAAGAUUCGGGGUGAAAACUACUUUUGGUGGAAGGUAUUAGAGGAAGAUUUACAAAAACUGCUUCUGUACAAACUCCAGGAAUCUUCUGUGAUCCCCCUGAGCAGAUAGAGAGAUUCCAGCAGGGACCAAAAGCUGAGCUGCCCCCUCCCUCUGAGGCAGAGAAAAGGCUGGCAGUCAGGGAUCUCAUUGCACAUUUUGAGGGGGCAGGGACCACACAUGGAGCCCAAAGGGAGGGUACCUGGAAUCCACCCUUUCAAGGGCUCCGUUCUGAGGGCACACAGUACUUGAACCCUACAUGGCACCAUCUUCUUUGUCCACUUUGGAAAAGGCUGCAUGUCAAUCCUUCCAACCCCAUAGGAAUGUAGAGAGGGGUGGGACGUGGGGGACGCAUCCCUCAGGGCAGAGUCCUCAUUGCUGAGUAAAAAGGUAUUACUUAA
Mus caroli (Ryukyu mouse) is the source of this 1743-nucleotide messenger RNA. RefSeq names its product nudix hydrolase 18 (gene Nudt18). Lineage: Eukaryota; Metazoa; Chordata; Mammalia; Rodentia; Muridae. The record is from RefSeq and is a predicted model, not a curated record. Gene Ontology annotation, molecular function: 8-oxo-GDP phosphatase activity; 8-oxo-dGDP phosphatase activity.